AUGUUGCUAUCGGUGCUGAAGUGCGAGGUUGGUACUUUCUUUGCCUUCCUACUGAUCUCGUCCGCAUGGGCUCGACCGGCAGGCGGAGGAGAGUGGACGAUCGGGCAAGUCCCCACUGCAGACCAUGAGGAUGCGAACCCAUGGAGCGAUGAUGAACCAUGGCACGCUUUUGAGCCCGGCUCGAGCUCCGUUGACAGCCAUGACGGAUGGGCUGGAGCCCCGUCUGCCUCCUUCUCAUCGGUUCCCGAGUGGCGAGAGGUGCAAGACUCCUACCCCUCUUUUUCCUCUUCAGGCACCGACCAAAGACCCGCUCUUACCCAUGCGGUUCAAGCCGGGCCAGAACAGCAUCCGGGUAUGUCCGCCUGGCAGCAAUCGCCAGAGCAACAUCAUGAAUUGGGCGCCCCUCAGCAAGCUUCAGGACAGUCUCCUGGACUGAGCACCUUUCAGCAAGCUGCUGAGCAGCAUCCAGAUAUGUCGGCUUCUCAACAUCCUCCAGAGCAGUAUGCCCGGAUGCACACCUUUGGGCAAGCGCAACAUCGACUUCCUGGAGCGUCCACAUCUCAGCAAGCACCAGAGCAACUUUUGCACACAUCCGUCUCUCAGCAAGCUUCAGAACAAGCUCAGCAGGCUCCAGUGCAGCGUUUUGGACAGGUACCAGGCUGGCUCGACCCACCGAACACGCCCAGCUGGUUCUCGGAGGGAGCGGAUCGUCUCCUGGGCAUCAGUCCGUUGAGGAUCGCUUCGGCGCAGUCGAUCUUUGAUUGGAAACGAAGGGAAUGGGAGAAGUGGAGGAACAACAUGCGACUGGCGAUGGGCCGUCCGCAGCUGCGGAUCACGCCCGUGGACCUGUCACACGGAGGGUAUGAUCGGGUAUUCAUUGCCUCCGAUGGGGAUGCUGUUCUUGGGGCAUAUCCGAGUCUUGAUGCACUCCAGCAGGCAGCCCGAACCUUGCGCAGAGCUCCUCUCUUGCAGCUGUCGGAUGCGCCGGGCAGAUUGGAGGACGAGAGGGUGAUGCGGCAAGUGCCCAGUGACUCGCGCAUCUACAUCUACCUCAACAGCCGCCGAAACAUGGAUUUGAUCAACCGCGAUUACUUCCUGGGUCAUGCACAGUUUCUGCCCAUCCAAAGAGACGGACUCGAUCGGAGCACUCUCAACAGGGUGUUUGGCAACCCGCGCAACCAGUUUGUCUUGCCUCCACGCGAACCGGGGGGACUUCCGCUGGUGGUGAUGCGCCACUCCAACCGUGCCCACGUCGGUUCAAGUAUGAUGGAAGCCUUGACUGGCAGAUUGGGCGAAAUGAAUCUCAUGUCGCUCUGGUCUCCCAUCCUUAGCGACGGGCGAAGAUUUACGUCGGUGCUGUACGGCAUUGUCAGCUUUGACGCCAGGUACACCUUCGAGGUUCAGCAACAUCUGCGUGCGCACGCCCGCAGUCAGAAUGUCGACGACUACGCCUUCAUGUAUACGUUCCGCUCGGCGCUGGAACAUGCUCCGCGCUGA
This is a messenger RNA of Moesziomyces antarcticus, 1497 nucleotides long. RefSeq lists its product as uncharacterized. NCBI's taxonomy places the organism in Eukaryota, Fungi, Basidiomycota, Ustilaginomycetes, Ustilaginales, Ustilaginaceae. The record is from RefSeq and is a predicted model, not a curated record. The transcript has a single exon. The coding region runs from base 1 to 1497 and encodes 498 amino acids.